AUGAACCCGAACGCCAAUUCCUUCCAGGGCUUCCGACCUGGUGCCAAUAGCUUUGUUCCAGGAGCUCAGGACGGAAGUCAACCUCCCUACCCCGGUUACUACCCUGGACAGGGGGGCUACGGCAAUGCUCAUCCGAACUACCAACAGCAAGGAGCACCUCAAAACUAUGAAGCCCCCUCUCGUCCGCCUACUCAACAACCUCCCUCCGAACCCACUGCAACGGUGAACAAUAAUGGUGCUAAAACCUUGUCGAUCUCAGCUACAACCCGACUCAAGCAAAUGAACGCCAACUCGGACAAGCCGGCAGUCGUUUCACUGAGCAUUGGGAAGAAGAAGGACCCCGCCCCCGGCCCUGCUUCCAAGCCUUCGACCGAUCCCAAACUAUCAUCAGCCGCCCGGUCCCAGAGCUCACCGCAGGCCAAAAAAGUCAUCACCAUCGGCAGUUCAACCAAGUCCCAAGCUCCUACGCCUCCCACCCAGAGUGGAACUCCUGAACCUCCUCCAGUCGAUCCAGCUCCCGCUAGCACACCUGCAGUCGAAGCGACCUUGGAUGCAGCCACCAAGACGUUGACGAUCGGAGACGCCCGUAGACCAGUUCUCGAUGCCGAUGCGAUCAAGAAAGAGGUCGAAUCAGCAGUCGAUGAAGAGACACUGCGAGACUUGUAUGAAUCAAAGAAGGAUGACGUCAAAGAGGAGGGCAAGCCGCAUGCGAACCUUGUUUUUAUCGGACACGUCGAUGCGGGCAAGUCGACGAUGGGCGGAAACAUCCUCUAUCUCACGGGGAUGGUCGACAAGCGGACGAUGGAGAAGCUAGAGAAGGAAGCCAAGGAUGCUGGCAAGGAGUCGUGGUACCUCAGUUGGGCAUUAGAUUCGACCAUCCAAGAACGUGCCCAAGGAAAGACCGUCGAGACCGGCCGAGCAUACUUCGAGACAGACAUCCGAAGAUACACCAUCCUGGAUGCCCCAGGCCACAAGACGUACGUUCCUGCGAUGAUCUCCGGCGCCAGUCAGGCCGACAUCGCCAUCCUCGUCAUCUCGGCUCGUAAGGGCGAAUUCGAAACCGGCUUCGAACGAGGCGGACAGACCAGAGAGCAUGCUAUGUUGGUCAAAACAACCGGGGUUCCCAAGCUGGUGGUCGUGAUCAACAAGAUGGACGACAUCACCGUCGAAUGGGACCAGGCAAGAUACGACGAGAUCGUCAAUAAGCUGACCCCGUUCCUCAGACUCUCCGGCUUCAAUCCGGCCAAAGACCUCACUUUUAUCCCUGUUUCUGGUUACACGGGUGCGAACAUCAAGGAUAGACUUGCGAAGGACAAGUGUUCGUGGUAUGAUGGACCAUCUCUCCUCGAGCUGCUAGACAACAUGAAGUUGACUGACCGCAAGUAUAACGCCCCCUUGAUGAUGCCGAUUUCGGAGAAAUACAAGGACAUGGGCGCAGUAGUCGUAGGCAAGUUAGAAUCUGGCAAAGUAACCAAAGGAGAAUCUGUCCUCAUGAUGCCCAACAAGACACCCGCCGAAGUAUCUGCUAUCUAUAAUGAGAUGGAAGACGAGAUUCCUCGGGCGCUCUGUGGUGACAAUGUUCGGAUUAGACUGAAAGGCAUCGAGGAUGAAGACAUUAUGUGCGGCUUCGUGCUGACGGAUGCCCACAAGCCGAUCCACACGGUAACCCGGUUCGAAGCCCAACUAGCGAUCAUCGACUCCAAGAAUAUCAUCUGUGCCGGCUACGGCGCCGUCAUGCAUGUCCACACCUUGGCCGAGGAAUGCACGCUCUCCGCCCUCCUCCACUACUACGACAAGAAAACCGGUAAGAAAUCUAGGAGACCUCCCCAGUUCGCUAAGAAGGGCAUGAAAGUCGUCGCACUCUUGGAGACCGCCGCUCCCAUUUGCGUGGAAACAUUCAAAGACCAUCCUCAACUGGGCCGAUUCACUUUGCGAGAUGAAGGCAAGACGAUUGCGAUUGGCAAGAUCACCAAGCUGUUGGAAAGCGCCAACCCCGACGAGCCUUCAACCAAAGCUUAA
Molecule: messenger RNA, 2019 nt
Organism: Puccinia triticina
Lineage: Eukaryota; Fungi; Basidiomycota; Pucciniomycetes; Pucciniales; Pucciniaceae
Exons: 7
Coding region: 1-2019 (672 amino acids)
Biological process (GO): translational termination; translation; nuclear-transcribed mRNA catabolic process, deadenylation-dependent decay
Cellular component (GO): translation release factor complex
Molecular function (GO): GTP binding; GTPase activity; translation release factor activity
Source: RefSeq, a predicted model, not a curated record